Molecule: messenger RNA, 1017 nt
Organism: Andrographis paniculata
Lineage: Eukaryota; Viridiplantae; Streptophyta; Magnoliopsida; Lamiales; Acanthaceae
Product: glycine-rich protein A3-like
Exons: 3
Coding region: 175-687 (170 amino acids)
Source: RefSeq, a predicted model, not a curated record
GCCGUAUUUAUUAUUUUCCCGAUAUACGAAAUGGAUGAAGUCUACGCGGAGAAGGAACGCGUGAUGACUACACGUGGCGAAGCUCAACGCCCAACGUUCCCUCAUAAAUACCGAGUAAUCGAUCCACACCGCAUCGGUACCGAAGAUAUUCUCGACCCAGAGAGUUAAAGAAAGAUGGGAGGAGGAAAGGACAAGCACAAGGACAAGCAUGAUGAUGAUACUCAUGACAAAGGUUUAAUGUCUAAUCUAGCAUCUUAUGCUGUGGGAGCUGCAGGACAUCACAAUCAACCUCAUGGAGCUUACCCUCAUGGAUAUCCCCCGCAGGGCUAUCCGCCGCCCCAGGGAUAUCCGCAAGGCUACCCCCCACAAGGGUACCCUCCGCAAGGUUAUCCUCCCCAAGGAGGGUAUCCUCCGGGAGGCUACCCUCCAGGAGCUUAUCCAGGUCACCAUCCUGGAUCUCAUUCAGGUGGUGGAGUAGGAGCAGUCCUAGCUGGUGGUGCCGCAGCAGCAGCAGCUGCUUACGGCGCCAACCACCUGAUGCAUGGCGGAGGUUAUCACGGCGGCCAUGGUGGCCAUGGCAAGUUUAAGCACAACAAGCACGGCGGAAAGUUCAAGCAUGGCAAGUUUGGUAAAGGAGGAAAGCACGGCUUCUUUGGAGGGAAGCACAAGUUCAAGAAAUGGAAGUGAUGACUCGAAGACAGUCGAGGUAUCUACUUCGAACGAGUAAUCUGCUGCAACUACUACAUUUCACUUUUUAACUGCAAGAUUUUCGGUUUCGGGUUUUCGUUGGAUUUCCUGUUUGGUUUGGUGUUGUUUGUGUUUGGUUACAGUUUAUUAUUUUAGCAGUGCUGGAUUUGAUUCUUCUCUCUGGGUACAGCGAGAAUGUGUUUUGUGUAUACAAAUAAUGCAAAAUUAGCAGCAGCUGCAGUAGAUCUAUCUGUUUUGGUGAUUUUAAUUUCGUGUAAGCUUUGGUGUUUUUCUUAAUAAACUUGUGUAUAUAAUACAAGUCUUCUGAUA